GUGCUGGAGGUUGCUAUAAAUACGGCGGUUCUAAACUUGGUAACGCUUAGAUCCAACAGACAACAUGAGGCAAAACGAGAUAACUAUUCUUGGUCUUUCCAUGCUGCUUUGCUUGGGACUUUCACACUCCCAUAGCUUUGGUGGAAAGUUUGGAGGAGGGUAUGCACCCGUCUACAACAAUUUUGUCCCCUAUCCCGUGGCCCAACCUGUCCCAGUUCCCGUGGCCGUUCCUCAACCGAUCCCAGUGCCGGUGCCCCAGCCCGUGGUGGUUCCCAUUAAGCACGGCUGGAAGGGUGGAUUUGGUGGCCUUGGCCUGGGUGGAUUUGGAGGGGGCUAUGGAGGCGGUUUUGGUGGCUAUCAGAAUUUUGCCUCCGCAUCCUCAUUCAGCUCCGCUAGUUCAUUUGGCGGAGGCUACGGCGGAGGCUUUGGAGGUGGCAUCUUUAAGAGACGCUGA
This is a messenger RNA of Drosophila rhopaloa, 454 nucleotides long. Its product is annotated as larval cuticle protein F1. The coding region runs from base 65 to 454 and encodes 129 amino acids. The transcript is spliced from 2 exons. The record is from RefSeq and is a predicted model, not a curated record. Lineage: Eukaryota; Metazoa; Arthropoda; Insecta; Diptera; Drosophilidae.